Ceratotherium simum simum (southern white rhinoceros) is the source of this 1592-nucleotide messenger RNA. It is a transcript of the gene MOSMO, whose product is annotated as modulator of smoothened. NCBI's taxonomy places the organism in Eukaryota, Metazoa, Chordata, Mammalia, Perissodactyla, Rhinocerotidae. The record is from RefSeq and is a predicted model, not a curated record. Gene Ontology annotation, cellular component: Golgi apparatus; ciliary membrane. Gene Ontology annotation, biological process: negative regulation of smoothened signaling pathway.
AUGGCCCCGGGAGGGCAGGCCGCUCAGGAGGGCCUCCCGGAGCGGAAGCUGGAGUCGGUCCAACUCCCAACUGUUUGGAACCCUCGAGGAGCGAGGAGCCGGCGCACUGCGCGCGAAAGGGGGACCGCGGGCGCCGAGGAGACCUCGGGCGCCGCUCCUCGGGCUGGCCCCCAGGGGGCGCUGCGACGACGCCCAGAAGUUGGGCAGCCAUGUGGUCACCAGAAGGCCUCGGUGGAGCCUGGAAAAUGGAGUAAAGCCAACAGGCGGUGUGGCCGGCAGGAAAAAAGGGAGCGGGGCAGGGGCCUGAGCGGGUCCGGCUCCGGGGCAGCAAGGCGGGCGGCAGAGGAGACGAGGGCGGAGUGGAGCGGCGCCCGGGGCGGUCAGAGCCGCGUGCCGGGGCGGCGAGGCGAGUGCCGAGCCCGGAGGAAGGCGCGGGGUGGCAGCCCAGGAGCCAAAGCCGGCCCCGCCGGCGCCACAGCUUCGCUUCCGGUCUCAGGAUGUCUCUUUCUGGCCGCCGAUAUCUUCGCCAUCGCCAGCAUCGCCAACCCGGACUGGAUCAACACCGGGGAGUCGGCGGGAGCACUCACUGUGGGCCUUGUGCGACAGUGUCAAACAAUCCACGGACGAGACCGGACGUGCAUUCCACCUCGGCUUCCCCCAGAGUGGGUCACCACACUGUUUUUUAUCAUCAUGGGAAUCAUUUCAUUGACUGUCACAUGUGGUUUGCUGGUGGCUUCCCACUGGCGAAGAGAAGCUACAAAAUAUGCUCGAUGGAUAGCAUUCACUGGAAUGAUCCUUUUCUGUAUGGCUGCCCUAAUAUUUCCAAUAGGAUUUUACAUCAAUGAAGUCGGAGGUCAACCUUAUAAAUUACCCAACAACACAGUAGUUGGGUCAUCAUAUGUACUUUUUGUCUUAUCAAUUUUCUUUACAAUAGUAGGACUUCUAUUUGCUGGCAAAGUUUGUUUACCAGGCUGAUGAAUGUCUAAAUUGCUUGACUCUUUUAUUAUUUUUUAUUUUAUUUUAUUUUUUUUAUGUUUGGAGAGUGGGGAGGACAAAAGCAAGGCAUCUGAGUAGUCCUCUCGUAGGAAGAUGCUUAGAUGAAACUGAUGCUGAAAAGGAAAAAAAUGCUUUGUUUUGUUCUCACUAUGCACUUUGGAUUUAAAAACAAAAAAUGAGAGCCUUUUCCAUAACCAAAUACAGACAGUAUUGACUAAAUCUCCUGAGCAUAUUCAGGCAGUUAGGUCUGCACUGUGAUAGCAACCUAGUGAAGGAGAAUGCUUUAUACUGAAAGCAUGUGGCCCUUUGUGAUUCUGUUGUUCCGUUUUUAAUGUCUAUGAUUGAUUUGAGGAAAAAAAAAGUCUAAUUAUUUAUGAAUCAUGGUGGACCAGAGGGAUGCAAGAGAAGUUCAUGUGGGGCUGGCCUCACCUCCUAAGAAAUUAGUGUUCACAGCUUCCUUGUAAUGGUAUGAGCCUUUGGCACCAGAAUGGAUUGCCAUUGCAUUACUGCACCAAGAAGCCAAUAGAUCAAAACUUGUUUGCUAAAAUGUAUGUAAAAAUUCUGAAAUUCCCUAUUCUCUGUGUACAAAAAAAAAA